AUGAGAGCGGCGGUCCGCACGAGGCGGCCACGGCCGCCACGGCCACCGCCGGAGCUGGCCAAGGCGCCGAUUUCGCCGACGACGCGGAGUAAGCCGGAGAAAGACCUCUCUUUUUUAACCCUCCCGAUAAGGGCGUUCAAGCUCCGCCUGGCUAAUGGUCCACCGCUGGCGCCGACGGCGAAGGCCUUCAAGUCCUACUCCGAGACCUGCGCCUCCCUCCUCCGCCUCUGCCGCGCUACGAGAGCCGCCUCCACCGCCACGCUCGCUUACGCGCCCUCCUCCGGUUGCCUGCCGCUUGUCCUCUCCCUACACGCGCACACCCUCCGCUCUGGCCUCACUGCCGACCGAUCCGUCGCAUCGAACCUUCUCACAGCCUACGCCUCCUUCGCGCGCGCCACGGACCGUGACCGGGCCUUCCGAGACUUCGUUGCCGCCGAUGCAGCAUCCUCCUUCACUUACGACUUCAUGGUGUCAGAGCAUGUGAAGGCCGGGGACAUUGCCUCUGCCCGCAGGCUAUUCGACGGAAUGCCCGAGAAGAGUAUCGUGUCGUACACAACCAUGGUCGACGCGCUCAUGAAGCAUGGGUCUGUGAGGGACGCUGUUGAGCUCUAUGAACGAUGCCCGCUCCACUCGGUUGCCUUCUUCACAGCCAUGAUUGCUGGGUUUGUCCGCAAUGAACUCCAGAGGAAUGCAUUCCCUGUGUUUCGCAAGAUGCUAAGCUGCAGUGUGAGACCUAAUGUGGUUACUCUGAUUUGUGUGAUCAAGGCCUGUGUUGGAGCAGGUGAAUUUGAUCUUGCUAUGGGUGCGGUGGGAUUGGCAAUCAAAUGCAACUUGUUUGAAAAGAGUAUUGAGGUACACAAUUCUUUGAUCACUCUGUAUCUAAGAAUGGGAGAUGCAGCUGCGGCACACAGGGUGUUUGAUGACAUGGAGGUGAGGGAUGUCGUCUCAUGGACCGCAUUACUUGAUGUGUAUGCUGACUUGGGUGACCUCGAGGGAGCACGGCAGGUUCUUGAUGCAAUGCCUGAGAGGAACGAGGUCUCCUGGGGUACUUUGAUUGCAAGGCAUGAGCAGAAAGGUGAUCCUGCAGAAGCAUUGAGGCUUUACAGCCAAAUGCUUGCUGACGGUUGCAGGCCAAACAUUUCAUGCUUCUCUAGUGUGCUCAGUGCUUGUGCUACCCUUCAAGAUUUAAGAGGAGGAACAAGGAUACAUGCCAAUGCACUGAAGAUGGGCUCUAGUACCAAUUUGUUUGUAUCCAGCUCUUUGAUUGACAUGUACUGCAAAUGCAAACAAUGUACUGACGCUCAAAGGGUUUUCAAUUCCCUCCCAGAAAAGAACACAGUAUGCUGGAACUCUCUUAUUUCAGGUUAUAGCUGGAAUGGGAAAAUGGUGGAAGCAGAGGAUCUCUUCAAGAAGAUGCCUGCAAGGAAUUCAGCUUCAUGGAAUGCAAUGAUUUCUGGUUAUGCAGAAAAUCGACGAUUUGGUGAUGCACUAAAUUAUUUCUGUGCAAUGUUGGCUUCAGGACAGAUUCCAGGGGAAAUCACCUUGUCAAGUGUUCUUCUUGCAUGUGCAAACUUGUGCUCUUUGGAGAUGGGCAAGAUGGUUCACGCUGAGAUUGUCAAGCUUGGAAUCGAAGAUAACAUCUUUAUGGGGACUGCACUCAGUGACAUGUAUGCCAAGUCAGGGGAUUUGGACAGCUCCAGGAGGAUGUUCUAUCAAAUGCCUGAAAAAAACAAUAUCACUUGGACUGCCAUGGUUCAGGGACUUGCAGAAAACGGCUUUGCUGAAGAGUCUAUUUUGUUGUUUGAGGAUAUGAUAGCAAAUGGAAUAGCACCAAACGAGCAUACAUUUCUAGCUAUUCUAUUUGCUUGUUCCCACUGUGGUUUGGUGGAGCAAGCCAUACAUUAUUUUGAAACAAUGCAGGUACAUGGUGUCCCACCUAAAGAUAAACACUACACUUGCAUGGUUGAUGUCCUAGCUAGAGCUGGCCGUUUGCCAGAAGCAGAAGAGCUUCUCAUGAAGGUUCCAAGUAAAUCAGACACAAGUUCAUGGUCAUCUCUUCUGAGUGCUUGCAACACUUACAGGAACAAGGAGAUCGGUGAGAGGGCAGCAAAGAAACUUCAUGAGUUGGAGAAGGAUAAUACAGCAGGCUAUGUGCUACUCUCAAACAUGUAUGCAUCGUGUGGUAAAUGGAAAGAUGCUGCUGAGACGAGGAUACUGAUGCAAGGGGCUAACCUUAAGAAAGAUGGUGGGUGCAGCUGGUUGCAAUUAAGAGGACAAUAUCAUGCCUUCUUUUCAUGGAAAGGGAAGCAUCCUUUGUCAUUGGAAAUUUCUGAGAUAUUGGAUUUGCUGAUGUGGGAACUUACUACUUGA
Molecule: messenger RNA, 2370 nt
Organism: Miscanthus lutarioriparius
Lineage: Eukaryota; Viridiplantae; Streptophyta; Magnoliopsida; Poales; Poaceae
Source: the annotation of a GenBank genome assembly